GGAGACAGCAGAGAUGGGGAGUGGAAUCAGUGCCGAGGACAAAGAACUUGCCAAGAGGUCCAAGGAGCUGGAAAGGAAGCUGCAGGAGGAUGCUGAGAAGGAAGCCAAGACGGUCAAGCUGCUGCUGCUUGGUGCUGGGGAGUCAGGAAAGAGCACCAUCGUCAAACAGAUGAAGAUCAUUCACCAGGAUGGAUACUCUCCAGAAGAAUGCCUAGAGUUCAAAUCUGUCAUCUAUGGGAACGUGUUGCAGUCCAUCCUGGCUAUCGUCAGAGCCAUGGCCACACUAGGCAUCGACUAUGCAGAACCAAGCUGUGCGGAUGCGGGUCGACAGCUCAAUAACCUGGCAGACUCCAUUGAGGAGGGGACCAUGCCCCCUGAGCUGGUGGAGGUCAUCAGGAAGUUGUGGAAGGACCCUGGCAUUCAAGCCUGCUUUGACAGAGCUGCAGAGUUCCAGCUCAAUGACUCGGCAUCUUACUACCUGAACCAGCUGGACCGGAUUACAGACCCUGACUACCUCCCCAGUGAGCAAGAUGUGCUCCGAUCCAGAGUCAAAACCACAGGCAUUAUCGAGACCAAGUUUUCUGUGAAAGAUCUGAAUUUCAGGAUGUUUGACGUGGGAGGGCAGAGAUCAGAGAGGAAGAAAUGGAUCCACUGCUUUGAGGGAGUCACCUGCAUCAUUUUCUGUGCGGCUCUCAGUGCCUAUGACAUGGUGCUGGUGGAAGACGACGAAGUGAAUCGCAUGCAUGAGUCUUUGCACCUGUUCAACAGCAUCUGUAACCACAAGUUCUUUGCAGCCACCUCCAUCGUCCUCUUCCUCAACAAGAAGGACCUCUUCGAGGAGAAAAUUAAGAAAGUCCACCUCAGUAUUUGUUUUCCAGAGUAUGAUGGGAACAACUCCUAUGAGGAUGCCGGGAAUUAUAUCAAGAGCCAGUUCCUUGACCUCAACAUGAGAAGAGAUGUCAAAGAAAUCUACAGUCACAUGACCUGUGCGACAGACACACAGAAUGUCAAAUUUGUGUUCGAUGCAGUUACAGAUAUUAUCAUCAAAGAAAACCUCAAGGACUGCGGGCUCUUUUAAUGCUUGGUUCCUCGGGUGCACAUUCUACAAGCAGACUUAGAAUCUGAGAGACUUCGUGCAGAAGAUGAGUCAACAAGUGUCGGGCAUGACGGACAAGCCCAUUCUGUUGGAGAUACAGAAGGAACACUUACAACUGUCUUUCAAGUAGUGUGGCUAAUACAGUUUAACGAAUGCAAGGCCAAGGAGCCUAAGACCCGGGUUCCAGUACUAAUUCUGCUUAGUAGUGUAGAAGGACUUCCAUUUUUCCGAAGCAGAAGUCCCUCAUCUGUAUUUUGAAGGUAACUUCCUUACCUACUUCACAGGGCUAUACUGAAGAGCACAAACCUAACUGAAGAGAAAGCUCUUGGAAGCUGCUGUGGUCGGCCACAAAAAGCCCAUGAAGGUUGCAACUACCACACUUGGUUAUUAAGAGUAAAUUAUCUCAAAAUGUAACGGCAAACCUUCCUUACAUUGAGCGAUAAACUAUUAAAAAUUAAAUCUGCUCCUGGGUUUUUACUAGCAGAUCAAUAUGCCUCAGCUCAAUCGGCUCACUGGAUGAAGGAUGUGAGCCUACUAGUUUCUAAGGCACUCAUUCAGAAACGAUCAUCCUCAUUAAAAAUAAGUUAUCUCUCCCCCCUACCCUGGGUGCCCAAACAACUUCCUUUCUCUCUAUAAAUAACCGCUUAGCUAUCUAUGUAAGAGUGUGUGGCUGAACUCGAGGACACCAACACACUCCCACUUAGGACGUUACUGCUGCCACUUCUGUAUCAUAGAACUGGAACAAGAGACCAAUCUGAUUCUCAUUCCAACUGCUCCAGGCUUCCCAGGAACAAAAGCCAUUGCUGAGCUGGCUUUAGGCACUGGAAAUUUUUGCAGCUGGGUCCACGUGAGACUGGCUGCAAACAUCUUCCCAAACAAACCAGGGAUAAAUUAUUCCUUUGAGCUCCUCUGAGGGGAAAUGAAGCUUGCAUUUAUCUUGACAGGAGGUGGUGAAGCCAUGUAUAGAUUUAGCAUUUACAACUACUAGUGAGGAGAGCACUUGGCAUCCACGGUUUAGUAUAUAAAAGAAAGUGUCAAUUAACACGAAAAUCUGCUCCUUGCCAGAAACACCCAUUCACACUCAGAUGCUUCCAGCAAUAUUAAUACUACAGAGCCAGCCAGCAUCACGGGCUUGAAACGCACCAAAGAACCAACGUGAGACCACUGAAAUGAGGAUUUGCUCAACAGUCUGAAUGAGCAAAAGAAUACACACAUGCACACUGCAACCUGCCAGAAUCGCCAUAGGAACUACUCUAGGUAUGGCUAUUAAUAAAACAAAUAAAUAAUAAGCAAAGCCCAUCUGGGCAAAGCACUUGCACUAAAGGCAAUGCAGGAACUACGUUGAUGGCACACCUCAGUCAUCACUGACCCGUUUACUCUAACUCAGUAUACAAUGAUUCUGAGAAUGUUCUAGAUCAUGAACUCCUACAGCAGGAUGAGGAAGGCUAGGGAUCUCUCUUUAGAGUAACAGUUUGUUUGGUUUCUCUGUUUUUAUGAGAUGGGGGCUCAUGGUAUUACGGAAACUGCUCUUGAGUUUGAGGGUUCAAGAGAUCCACCUGCCUUACUCUGUGAAGAGCAGGACUACAGCCACACACCAGCAUCCCCAUCUCAGAAUGCUUUAAAAAGAAAAAAAAAAAGAUUUAUCCUUAUUCUACGUGGAUGAGUGUCUUGCCCGCAUAUGUCUGUGAACUACUUGCAUACCAGAUGUUCACUGAUGUCCAAGGAGGGCACCAAAUUUCUGGAACAAGAGCUACACAUGGUUAUGAGCCACCCUGUGGGUGCUGGGAACAGGACCCAGGUCCUCUGGAAGAACAACCGUAUUUUCAAACCACUGAGCCAUCACUCUGUCCCUCAGAAUGCUUUACAAUGCAUAAAAUAAAAUUCAGAAUUACAAAGGAAACAAGCAAAUUAAACAAUUUUCUCUGUAGACGCUGAAGCCCCAACUUUUAACAGAAACUGAGUUACAGCCAGUAGUGCCACACAGCUUUAAUUUCAGCGCUGCACCCAGGAGGCAGAGGCAGGGGCAUCUCUGGGAGUUCCAGGGCAGUCAGGGGUACAUAAUGCAACUCUGUCUCAAAAGGCAGAACCCAGAGCAUGGUUGUCUAUUCAAGCCCAAAACAGUUUUACCCCACUUGCUCCUUCUAAGAGAGCCGCCCCUCCGGACUGCACUGGUUUCUUUGCUUCUAUUGAUCUCUUUGGCUUCUAAUAUUCAUUUGCUCUCCAUUGUAAGAGCCAAUGGAACAGGAUUUUUGGCAAAGCAAUGAAAUUCUCAAGCCAAAACCAGCUGCAUUUUAGUCUUCUCCUGUUUUCUGACAGGUUAAUGUUUAACUGGCUCAGAGAUUCACAUAAUGUACCUUGCACGCACAUCUCACAAAAUGACUCUCUCGGCAGACACAGGAGACAGUGACUCCUGAGAGGCCCAUCUCCCUAGCUGCUCUCAAAUGACGUUAGGAUGUGGCCACAUACACUAACUCUGUGGGCCCCACUGGGACCCAUUCACCUGCUCGUCCACACCUUAGAACAAAGUCAAAAGGACUUCCUGAAACUUGGCUAAGGCUCCCCUCCAAGGAAAUGGGGAAACAUAGUUGCUGCUGCCAUUAGCCCUCGCCCCAGCUCAGCCUGUCCCUCAUUCCACUCUCUAGAGCUAUAGAGAAAGUCAAUUUUUACUUUCAUGUAAAUGGCCUGGUUUUUGAUUGAUUGUUUUGUUUCUGCUUGCUUGUUUUUUAUUUUUGAAACACCGUGUAGACCGUGUUGGCCUCAAACUCACAGAAACCCACCUGUCUGUCCCCCAGUUGUUGGGAUUCAAGGUGUGAACAACCAGGUUAAAUAGCCUAUUUUUAUCUCAGUCAUUCUGAUUAUGUGCAUGAAAGAUUUUGUGUAAAAAAAAAAAAACAAAUCUACGGCAUUUACUCUGCUCUUUCUUUUGUCUCAUUAAAAGCUGACGUUAGUCACUAUGUGAGAUGUCAUAUUCUUUGUAAGCCAGCAGAGAGUGUUCUCACUAGCCCACCCCUGUCUUCUAUUGCAACCUUAGUUCUUAGAAAGCUGAAUUCAACAGAACUCAGCUAAGAUAAACAGGUUCCCACACUGAACUGAGCAGCACAAAAGCAUAACCAAAUUUGUUUACUGGCCUAAGUUCCUGUUAUACAGCCUGAAACAGCACUGAGAGGCUGUGAGGCACUUCCCACCACCGCGUGGUUAGAGAACACUGUGACAACCUGGUAGAGGCUGCUAGAAUCUCACAUAAAUCAGAUGGGUAUUUUAAUACUGGGAUGACAGGACAGGACAAAUACUGUGUAAAUCCGCGUAUCUGUGGAACAUAAGAGCCUGAAAAAGAGAAGAGAAUGGUGGGCACGAGGGCUCGGAAGAAGAGGGAACUGGGAGUUACUAUUUAGCAUGUAGAGCUUCCCAUUAGGAGAAGAAAUAAACUGUGGAGAUGGAUGGGGGUGAAGGAAAUCUAAUAGUGGGAAUGUGCUCUUUACUUAAUUAUAAAACCUGGAGCUCCUGUUAUGUAUUCUUUCCUGCAGUAAAAACAAUGGAAAAACAAUUAGCAAUGUGCUGGGCACUUUCUGUGGGGAAAGGAACGAGACAAAAGCAGAAGCCAUUCAGUGGAAGACGCACGUACACUGACACGUCUGAAUCACUAUUCCCUGCUGUUUUCAAGGCCAAGCAGCAUUUCAACCCCACUCUCUGCUUGAAGAUGAGCCGGAGACUAAAGUGUGCCAUUGACGCCGGAGGUGCUGUGCUGGUAUGGUGGUGAAGGGGGAGGAGCUUACCUCCCACUGCCCUCUUUACCCAGCACAGCCCCCAGAGCUGACUCCACUGCUGGCCAGGGACUGCAAGUGCUAGAGCCUGGGGGUGCUGCCUGCGGUCACACAGGUGUACUGAGACCGAGAUGGGAACAUACCAGUGGGAACAGAAAAUAAGAUGGCUGAAUACAAAACAAAGACGUCACUCUGUUUUACAAGAAAAACAGAAAUUCAGGAUCAACUCCAUCCAUGUCUGCCACAUGCUGUCUGUGCAGCAGCUGCCGUAAACACAGGCGUUGUGGGACAUUAGUAUAAUCCUGAUUAUCAUAAAGCACGUUACACAACAUCUUCAAAUGUUUGUUUCUAUCUGGUCAAAAUUAUAGAGUAUCAUACCUGGUAUUUAUUUAGUGUGGCCCACCUAUGGACAGCACAAGAGGAACGCAAGACUGAAAGUGACCUGCUCAAAGGUUCACGGCUUAGGUAGAAGCCGCGAAGAGUGGAACCCAGCACUCCAAGUAAUUCUCAGUCUCCUAAGACUUCUAAGAGGUCUCAGGACUUUGUCCUACAUGAGCAAAGAUCUAAAAAAAAAAAAAAAGUAAUUUCUAGAAUUCUAUCUAUCUCUCUCACAAACUUGUCAGUUACACUGUCUGAAUAGCCCAAUGAAUAUCGAGGUGGGCCUGGAGAUAGGUACAAGAUGACAUAGGCCAGAUCACACAAAACCAAUUUAGCCAAUGUAUUAAAGUCAGCCAAUUUAAUAUACUGCAAUAAUGUAUCACUAAUUAUUUAUUACUUCUGCCACCUUGUGAUCCCCAUACAUGCAUAUUUAUCUGUUAUUACACAUAUUUGUCACAGGAGAUCUAUCUAUCUAUCUAUCUAUCUAUCUAUCUAUCUAUCUAUCUAUCUAUCUAUCAUCUAUCCUAUCUAUCUACCUAUCUAUCUACCUAUCUAUCUAUCUAUCUAUCUAUCUAUCUAUCUAUCUAUCUAUCUAGUUCGGCUUUUUAAGACAGGGUUUCUCUAUGUAGUCCUGGAACUUGCAUUGUAGACCAGGCUGGCCUUGAACUCACUGAGAUCUGCCUGCUUCUGUUUCCCUGAGUGCUGGGAUUAAGGGUGUAUGCCACCACUGCCUGGCCUUGUCACAAGAUUUUUUUAAACAUUUUACUGCAUAAAUAAAUACUGUAAAUAAAUGAUGUGGAAAUAAAUGUUUGUGUGCCCCAAGUCUCUUGAAAUUCUGCAUAAAAAUCAAAUACUCUGCAUCUGAGCUGUAGAAAUGGUUUGACCCAGCAGCCCUCAUACCAAUUGUCUGUACGUAAGGCACUUUUAAGGCAUGUGAGAAAAUAAAUUUAAAAAUGUUAAGACAUUUUAUUUCCGUGUAUGAGUGUUCUGCCUGUAUCUAUGUAUGUGCUUGACCACCACUUGUACCUGGUGUCACAGUCCCAGGAACUGGAGUUAUCAAUGGUGGUGAGCUGUCAUGUGGGUGCUGGGAACUAAAAUCAAAUCCUUGGGAAAAGCAGCCAGUGCUCUUAACUACUGAGAUAAUCCCUAACACCCAGAAGUAUUUCUAAGUUACUGACAGAAACCCUGUCAUUCACUAGUGACUUUGCGAUUAUGCAUGAAUACAUGUUUUUCUUAAUAUUAGUCUGUUCUGUUGCCUCAAAUUUACUUUAAACAAACAAACAAAAAAACCACAUUUCCCCAAGUUCAGUUAGUCGGGGAAUCUGCAUAAAUUAACCAUGCACUCCAAGUGUCACCAUCAUUCCUCAGGACUGUGUGUGUGCAUGCGUACAAGAUGAAAGAACAAAGACCUUGACCAUUAUGGAAAUCAGUAUCCUUGCUUCUAAAGAGAAACCUUUAUUUCCACUUCCUAAAAAUUCAUAUUGAAACCAAGUUUCCAUGGCAAGCCUCUAGAUGUCCUGUAUUUUGUGUGUGUGUGCUUAUGGAAACCAUAUAAUAAUGUACAAUGGUCAGAGUCACAUGGGAGCUCUGUCUGAUCCAGUUCAGGUCUCUGGUCUGUUCUAUGGAGCCUGAGAAAGAACACAAUAAUCACCUGGGAUAGAGGCAAACUAAGCUAACAUUUUCCCGACAGUUAGCAGCAUACAAGGAAAGCAAGAUUCCCAAACACUAACACUCACCAACCUGAGUGCUAUUUAGCUUUGAUCAGAGGACUGUGAUUGACAUCCUUAACAUCCGGAAGAGGGAAAAGUCAAAGAAAAGUUUUUAAUUAAAAUGAGACUGCCUUCACUUUCUAGGUGAUUUCAAUCCACAAAGAGUCCUGCAACAAGCGCUUAACCAGCGGGAGAUAUGACUGUGACACGUCAGCCCAGAGAAGCACUAGCUAAAGCCACAGCUACAAACAGCAACGGCAGCCAGGAAAGCCAGGGGGUGGUGGCACACGCCUUUAUCCCAGCACACAGGAGGCAGAGGCAGGCAUAUCUGUGAGCCUCAAGUCUGUAAAGUGGACAGCCAGGACUGUUACAAAAAACACAGGGGAGAGGGAGGGAAAGAGGGAGCGAUUGGUUAAAAAGUCUAUGUGUAUGUAAAACUAUAUGAGAAUUUUUAAAAGAAUUUUUUUUUUUUGGUUUUGCAAGGCAGGGUUUCUCUGUAGCUUUGGUGCCCGCGUGCGCCACCACUGCCCGGCUAAAAGAAAAAAAAUUUUUUUUUAAAUAUUUAUUUAUUAUGUAUUCAUUACAUUAUUUAUUAUGUAUUCUGUCUGUGUGUAUGCCUGCAGGCCAGAAGAGGGCACCAGACCCCAUUACAGAUGGUUGUGAGCCACCAUGUGGUUGCUGGGAAUUGAACUCAGGACCUUUGGAAGAACAGGCAGUGCUCUUAACCUCUGAGCCAUCUCUCCAGCCCCCAAGAAAAUUUUUUAAUUGGUCCACUUGUCCUAUGAUUUUAGUAGCUUUUAAACAGUAACAACCCAUCAAUUAAGUAAUACAGUGAGCUAGAGCUGUACAAUUUAGAAUUCGAAUUAUCUAAGAUGAAAAUAUUAUGUGAAGAUCCAGUGACAGACACCGGUAAUAGUUUCAGGAGUUUCACGGCAGGUGUAGUCUUUUACAAGCCUGAACUGAUUAGGUGAGGAAAGACAGUCCAUUAGAGGAAUGCCUCCCAUCUGCCCAAACUUCCAUUCAGGAGAAGAUGUGGCUGUCAACAACAAAGGCUAUGGUUGCCAUCUUCCCAACUAAGGUCAAUCUAUUGUUUUUUAAUUAAAUAAACACUAAUUUUCUUAGUUGACUUCUUAGAUGAUCCAAAGGUCUGGCCACCUCAAAAUGAACAUUAUCCAUUAUAAAACUCCACCAUUUUCCAGAUGAAACUCCUAACUUUCGGCUUCAAUCUUUUUCCUCCAGGCUCAUAGGAUGUUUAACUCCCACAUUCUGACUCUGCCUAGGAAAUGUUGAACACAAGUUAGAGAUCUGAAAGCCUAGAUGAACAGAAGCACUUUAGAGUUCACAGAUCACCAGCCCAUGGCCAAGAAGUCAAUCUCUUCAGACAGUUUCGGUGUCAUUUUCCCCCUAGGGUCAGCUCUGAAAACUCAAACUGCCCCCUCCCAUCCUAAAUGAAGGUAUCUGGCUGGUUAGGAUGAUUCCAUGUAAACAGAAAGCAAUAGAAGUAGUAUGUAGAGGCCAAGAAGUGGAGAACUUCUAUUUUUAAUUAACAGAAAGGUUUAAAAAAUAGACAGAUUCAAAUGAAAAAUACAAAAUGCAUUCUAACGUAAAAUUAAGCAUGGAUUAUCUAUUAUUUUAAUUAUCAACACCAUUUCAUUAAACCCAAAGUAUAGAAAAGUCAUGAAAACAACAUUUCACUAGUUCUUGUUCCCAGAUAUUUUAUAUUACAGAAUACAGCAAAGGAAAGACAAGUUCAGAGUAGGACUUAGGAACCCCUACACUUGGGAAUUAGGUCAAUUGCUGAUUAAAAUCAAUACUUUCCUUUCUUUCAGACAAUAUUUUCCUAGACCUAAAGAAAUGCAUGUCAGAUAAUAGUUAUACUGUCUGCACAAGAAUGAUUUCCCCGUGAGAAUUAAAAAUUUUAAAAGCUGCUGGCAAAGGCACUGGUCACUGUGGCUUGCUCUCCGAAGCAGUUCUGACCACCAACCUUUUAAAUGAGUAGGAGGUGUCAUCAAAA
Molecule: messenger RNA, 8958 nt
Organism: Alexandromys fortis (reed vole)
Lineage: Eukaryota; Metazoa; Chordata; Mammalia; Rodentia; Cricetidae
Gene: Gnat2
Product: G protein subunit alpha transducin 2
Exons: 8
Coding region: 14-1078 (354 amino acids)
Biological process (GO): detection of chemical stimulus involved in sensory perception of bitter taste; adenylate cyclase-modulating G protein-coupled receptor signaling pathway
Cellular component (GO): heterotrimeric G-protein complex; photoreceptor outer segment; photoreceptor inner segment
Molecular function (GO): GTPase activity; G-protein beta/gamma-subunit complex binding; G protein-coupled receptor binding
Source: RefSeq, a predicted model, not a curated record